Anguilla anguilla (European eel) is the source of this 1550-nucleotide messenger RNA. RefSeq lists its product as uncharacterized. The record is from RefSeq and is a predicted model, not a curated record. The transcript has 9 exons. NCBI's taxonomy places the organism in Eukaryota, Metazoa, Chordata, Actinopteri, Anguilliformes, Anguillidae. The coding region runs from base 291 to 1550 and encodes 419 amino acids.
GUCAGUGGCGUCUGGGGAAAAAAUCCCAGCAUUCUCAGCGUCGAUAAAACCCCAAAGGCUUCCUGCCCGCCAUUUCACUUUUGGGUAGCUACUUAGCAAGCGCCUUCGUUUGAGGUAGUUUUCCUUGUGAAACCAUUAUAUAUCUCAUCGUUGAAUUAACAAGCAAAUAAUCAAUAUUGGUAGUCAAAUUUAUAUUAAAACAUUUGUUUAUUAAGGCAAUUGGAAUCGACACGUUAACGAACGACCACAGUUUUAAUUGAAGACCAGCGUUCACAAACCAGGCCUGGGCCAUGGCAGGGUGUGGCUCACGUCAUAAAGUCCGCCGAUGGCCUGUGUCAGACAUCACUGGGCAUCAGCACAAGACUGUGUUUCCUGAAAAUUGUCACGCCAAUGCGAAAGAGUUUGUGUUCGUUGUUGGCGAUUCACAUCUCAGAUCUUUUGCUGAUGGAGUUGUGAACAUGCCAGAGGGUCGGCUGUCCUUUGGUUUUAUGGCCACACCUGGAGGAGAUGCAACAGCGUUGCGUUUGGAGAUCUCCCAUCUUGGUGCUACUCCACGUACUCCAGAUGCAGUGUGCCUGCUUGCUCCAGGGAACAACAUGACCUCAAGUCGCACUAUUGAGGAAGCUGCCAGGGCCUUUGGGACUCUCCUCAGUGUUGCAUUGCAACACUGGCCAAACAAGGUGUUUGUGGUGGAUUUCCCUAUACGACAUGUACAUGCAACACUGGAAUACCAGCUUCUGCUAAAGCAGGAAUAUCACCGAGUUGCAGCAAAGAUGGGGGUGCGGUAUUUCUCAACAAAUGAUGUUUUCCAGCCAUCCAAAAGGCAUCUCUGGUGUCAGGAUUUGGUACACCUAAGUGAUGACAAAGGUAUGCCUCUCCUUGCGGACUUCAUUUGGAACACUUCAUACAGCAUCCUACACGUCCCUGUCAAUCCUGUGCCACUUGGAGUGCGUCCUACACUCAAAAGAUGCUUCCACAAAAACAAGAAGAAGCAUGGUACUUCAUCACAGCCACAGUGUGUUGCUCCAUCUCAGCGCUCAGCAACAUCCUAUCGGCCCUUUCCAGCUGUUAAAAUGAAGUAUGUCGACCAUGACCAAUGGACACACCUGCUGCCUACUGUUCCAGGUAAUUCUUGCAUGCCAAUGUAUGUAAGGAUGCAGGUUCGGGACCGGCGUCAUUGUAUACGUCAGCAUGCUGCCAAAGGACUGUUUGUUGACAUACAGCAACGAAUUCUCAGUGGGGGUACGAUGGAACGCAUCUUUGACACAUACGUCCUAUGUUACCCUUCGGGCUACUGCCAGAACGCCAAGCCUGUCCAUGACCCAGCACCCAAGUCUGUGGCUGAGAAGAAAUCUCCGCACAUCAAAAAGCUAAGUGGUGCUGGUUCACGUCAUGUGGGUCGUAGGCCUCUGGUUGUAGUUGACAGGGUCAGAGAAGUUGUAGAACAGGAAGAUGUUAGGGACCAGGUGAACACAGACCUCCGAAACCAGCUUCAAGGAACAACACCUGGCUGCCUACUUCAGCAUCUCCAUAAAUGGACCCCAUCUUGA